GAGCGGGAGCCGGAGCGGGAGCCGGAGCCGGAGCGGGAACCGGAGCUGGAGCCGAAGCUGGAGCCGGCAUUGCAGCGCACGGGGCGGAGCGCGGCAGCCAAGCCGAGGGAGUGGAAGGGCCUUCCCCGUGAGAAGUCAGAGCUGUGCCUGUGGGCAGGCUGGCUUCACUGUUCUGCCCCAAGGAUUACAUGUCCUUCAAAUGCCCUUGCCCCUUAGCACGAUACAACCGCACCAGCUACUUCUACCCCACGUUCUCAGACAGCUCGGAGCACAGCCAUCUGCUGGUGUCCCCGGUGCUGGUGGCGAGUGCUGUCAUAGGUGUGGUCAUUACCCUCUCCUGCAUCACCAUCAUCGUGGGCAGCAUCCGUAGGGACAGGCAGGCCCGGCUUCAGCGCCACCACCGCCACCAUCGGCGCCGCCACCACCAUCACCGCCACCGCCGACGUCGACCCCGGGAAUACGAGCAGGGCUACGUGUCAGACGGACACACGCACAGCCGCUCCAGCCGAAGGAUGCACUACACCUGCAGCCCCGCCGAAGACUGGCCCCCACCCUUGGACGUCAGCUCAGACGGGGACGUGGAUGCCACGGUGCUCCGAGAGCUGUACCCAGAUGCUCCCCCAGGCUACGAGGAGUGUGUGGGGCCAGGAGCCACUCAGCUCUAUGUUCCCACGGAUGCACCCCCACCCUACUCACUGACCGACUCCUGCCCUACGCUCAAUGGUGCCCUCGACUCAGGCAGCGGUCACCGCCAACACCAGCAGGAGCAGAGGACCCGGGGCCAGGGUGGCCUCUACACCGUCUCCAUGGACUCACUGCCACCUUAUGAGGCUGUGUGUGGAGCCCGCUCCCCAUCAGACCUGCUGCCGCUGCCAGGAUCAGAACCAGGGCCAAGGAACUCACCAGGCUGGCCCGCCCCCCGCUGGACCCCAGCUUCCAGCCCAGAGAGAGCUGUGUGAAUGAGCCACCUCCUCCAGCACACACAACCUGUGCACACACAUACACACGGUUCUACACACAUACACACACACGCUGACAAGCCCCACACGUGUGGUUGCGUGUGCACACGGGCCACCCACCCACAAAACUACCUGCCAAGGGUUCAAAUUCAUUCAGAUGAAGCUUUCUCCAAUCCCUGGAGGAGUGGGGGAGCACCGAGGUAGAAAACCCAGCUUUUUCUCUGUUUCCCAGGCUUCACCAGGUGGGCUACACCCAAAUUCUCUUUCUCCUGCAGAACUUCUUGGUCAGGCCUGGUCAGUUGCCUGUUCCUGGCCCUUGCCCCAGGCUUUGUCCUCUGCCAUGCGCUGUGCCUGUCUCUCACCUCUAGGGCAAGAGAGGCAUUUCUUCUCCACUCUGCUCUGCCACUUCCGGGAGAGGGGCGAGGGGGGGACACACAGGCCUGGGGACUCAGGCAUGGUGUGGAAGUCCCUCACAGCCCACCCCAACUCAACACCCUCAGUGUGGAGGUGCUAGGAGAUGACCUCAGAAACCCACCCCAGGCUACAGAGAAUGGAGCUGGGCCCUGGGGGGUGCAGGGGUGGAGGUAGCAUAUGGUUUUCUAUUCAUCUAACCACUGCCCCAGGACUGAGAUAGCUUUAGAGAAGGCAAACCCACCACCUCUGCCUGGGUAGCCUGGCCCCAGUGCUGCCCGGGGGUGCCCAUGCCAAAUAAGAGCGUGUUGCUCCACCAACGCCUCCCCAACCCAGGCAGCCUGAGCUGGGUGGCAGCUCAUAGAUGAGAACUCAGUCCAAGUACAGGGGUUCCCAGCCUCAUCAAAACCACUUUGAUAGCCAGGUGCCAGAGGCUCACGACUGCAAUCCUAGCUACUC
Molecule: messenger RNA, 1829 nt
Organism: Perognathus longimembris pacificus (Pacific pocket mouse)
Lineage: Eukaryota; Metazoa; Chordata; Mammalia; Rodentia; Heteromyidae
Gene: Bean1
Product: brain expressed associated with NEDD4 1
Exons: 5
Coding region: 189-959 (256 amino acids)
Source: RefSeq, a predicted model, not a curated record